CCGGUGAGGAGGUCUGUCCCCUCUGUCGGUGCCACCCAUCUCACCGGCGACACGUCACAUGGAACCGAAUACAGUUCUUUGUCCCCGGCAUUUUAUACGUGCACAAUUGUGACUUGUUCAUUUUUCAUUCAUUAAUGACCAAGCGUCUCGAUGGACACAACUGAAGUAAGUGCACGAGUUUAUUGUGUCAAGUUUUUCUUUUUCCGGCUAAACGUGGACCAGCGUUUAUUCAGUGCUUUGGAGAUGUUGAGAAGCUUUUGAAGAACAAUGGACGUUUUUUUUUAAGCGUUUGGAAGGUGUGUAAUUAUUCGCUCGCAACGCAGUCUAAAACCAGUGGACUGCUGGAUAACAUUACGUGGGCGUUUGUUCUUUCAGCACUGUCAGACUGGACCUUCCAGACAUUUUUGGCUACAACUACAUGAUAAUUACCUGAGACUAUAGUUUCCUCGCUCUUCAUUGUCAGUUGCCUCUGUGGAGAAAUGUGGCCCAGAUUCUCGCUGCUUAUUUUUUGCUGUGCUGUAAGUGGUCUUGAUGCUCUGGAGGCGGACAGCAGCGUUGACCCCUCGCGGGGGAAGAUGCUGGGGACCGAGGCAGCAGAGCUGGGUAAACCGGACAAGGAUGCUCCCCCCGCGGAGAAAGUGGAUGACAGUCUGCAGCUGCCCCCGGGGACAGACGCUCCUGUUGUGGGUGCGGAGGGGAGAGCUCAGCAGCCCACCGCCGAGCCUCUGGAAGAGGAGAUGGAUAACCAAGAGAAUGUUAUCAGCCAGUUGCUUGGCGAUUACGACAAAGUAAAGACCGUGUCCUCAGGGUCUGACUGUGUGUGUCGUUGUAUUGUUCGACCAAUCAAACGCGCUGACUGCAGCCGUAUCCAUGACAGUGACCUGGCAUCACCGCAACAGGAUUUUUACACUGUGGAGACUGUUACUAAGGGAACAGACUGCAAGAAGUGUGUGUGCAUGGCUCCACCUUCAGCUGUCAACCCCUGCGAAGGAGAGUACAGGUUUAAAAAACUACAAGAGGCCAGCAAAGAUGACAUUAAGCUGGCGACCAUUAUUGACUUGCUGGAGGGCUCUCUGUAUGGAAUGGACUUGUUAAAGAUCAACUCUGUCACCACCAAACUACUGACCAGGGUGGACAACAUAGAGAAGGCUAUUGCCCGUAAUCUUACAGAGAGAGCACGAGAGAAGGAACGUGUGAAGGAAAGAGCAAAAGAAAAAGAGAAAGAGAAGAAGGCCCAGCAGAAAAAAAAGAAAGUGAAUGAUUUGGAGCGUGCAGGACAGAAAAGUGGGGCAGCUGCCUAUGCCAACAAGCAGAAGAAUUAUGAGGGUCAACUGAAGAAGAACCAACAGCAAGAUGGUCUGGAACAACCACAGCCAACCAGGAAUAAGACAGGAACUCAAAAGCCAAUCAAAGACAAGACAGAGCCAACACAGCCAAUCAAAGACAAGACAGAUCCAAAGCAGCCAGUCAAAGACAAGACGGAUCAAAAGCAGCAAAUCAAAGACAAGACGUAUCAAAAGCAGCCAAUUAAAGACAAGACAGAACCAAAGAAGACCAACAAAGACAAGACAGCUCCAACACAGCCAAUCAAAGACAAGACAGAGCCAACGCAGCCAAUCAAAGAAAAGACAGAGCAAACGCAGCCAAUCAAAGACAAGGCAGAGCCAACGCAGCCAUUCAAAGACAAGACAGAGCCAACACAGCCAUUUCAAGACACGACAGAGCCAACACAGCCAUUUCAAGACAAGAUAGAGCCAACACAGCCAAUCCAAGACAAAACAGAGCCAACUCAGCCAUUCAAAGACAAGACAGAGCCAACACAGCCAUUUCAAGACAAGAUAGAGCCAACACAGCCAAUCAAAGAUAAGACAGAGCCAAAGCAGCCACUCAAAGACAAGGCCAGCAUGGUCAUCAGGGGCGUGACCUUUUACAAGGCAGAGGUGGAGACCUUCAAAGAGGAGGAGGAGGAGCUGGAUGACAAAGAGGAAGUAAAAAAUACAACUCCACCCACCACCAAGAGUCCAGGACCUUCAACCACUGUAAGCACACAGCUAGACUUUCAGGACCUGUCCAGGAGGCCGAGCAGGCCUGCACCCACCCAGCAACCAACAGCUCCCCCAACUACCACCCAACAAACCACAACUACAACCACUCCAAUUCCCACCACCACCAUCAAACCAACAACUGAAUUAACUACUAACAUACCACCAACGACUUCACAACCAACAACAACCAAACUGACAACUACUUCCCAACAAACUACUAUUCAGCCAACCCAGCAUGUCAAUCAGCCCACCACUUUACCCUCAGAUACCACUAUAGGUCCGCUCAUUGCUGCGUCUCCCACAACAGAGUCUCGGCGAGGAUUCAAAAGUCGUCUCGUCUGGACGGAGAGCCCCGCUGACCAACCAAAGACCACAAAAAAGCCUGCAGUGUGUAAGGAUACAGUGGCCAGCAUCUCUGAACCAGUCCAGCAGAACUCCUAUGGCAAUAGAGAUGGAGCCUGGAUGAAAGAUGCUCGCGGCCACGGCAACGUCAUCUACCUUACUAAUGGUCACUAUGGCAACAAUCUCUUGGAGUUCAGAGACAUGGACACCUUCAAAUCAGGUCAGGCGAGUAAUUCAUACAAGCUGCCCUACAGUUUCACUGGAACAGGCCAUGUCGUGUUUAGUGGAGCUUUCUACUACAACCGUGCCUUCAGCAGGGACAUCAUCAGAUAUGACCUGAGACACAGAUAUGUAGCCGCCUGGACCACGCUACAUGAUGCUUUACUGGAGGAGCAAGCUCACAGGACACAUACUGAUGUGGAGUUUGCUGUUGAUGAGUCUGGCCUGUGGCUGCUUUAUCCUGCUCUGGACACUGAGGGCUUCCACCAGGAAGUUAUCCUGCUUAUCCACCUCCGUCCUCGGGACCUGCAGCCUAUACAGACCUUCCGCACAGGUCUUCGGCGUGGUCGCUAUGGAAACAGCUUCCUGGUUUGUGGCGUGCUUUAUGCAGUGGACAGUAUGGAGCGCCACUAUGCUAAUGUGACAUAUGCCUUUGACACACACACGCUCACACACACAGUGCCGAGCCUGGCAUUCACAAAUGUGCACGCACACACCUCUCAAGUGGCUUAUAGCCCACUAGACAAGAAACUGUAUGCGUGGGACAACAGUCAUCAGAUGACAUAUGAUGUCAUCUUCGCUUAUUAGCACAACAAACGGACAUCGAAGAUGGAAGAAAUUAAUUGAAGAUGGAAGAAAAAAAAUUUGGCUAGACUGAAAAUUUAGCAUAUCCAGCAAGGAGGUUCAAACAAAGCUGAGGACAGAGAAGAUAAUAACUGCACAGAUAUUUUAUCAAUGUUUUGUUUCUAACUGACUGUGGAUCAGUCUAACUGAAUGUGUUUUAUAUUGACCUCAGCUGCUGCUUUGUCACACAUGCCAAAGUCAGUAUUAUACAGCACGAGCAGCUCUUAACUCACAAGAAGUCAGAAAACAAGUGGAAGUAUUCACAUUUGGAAAAAGACAAAAUCCCAGGGGUCAUAUGAAUGAAUGUAAAUAACUGUAUUCACAUCUUUCUCUAUUUCUCCAGAUGGAAAGUUUCCUUUCAUUUAAAAAGUAUCUAUAUCAUUCCCUCUGCAUAUUCAGACUGUGAUGGAGAAAUCACUGUGGAAAUGAGCAUGCAUGAGUGCGCAGCUGUCCACUGCCAUAUCUAACCACACUCAAACGGUUCUAAAAAUGCUAUUAAUUACACUGUUCCUCCCAUUCUUUAAGAACAUGUGCCUCCAGCAGUUUGUGGACAAAUACACCCCCAAUUCCAAAAAAGAUGGGACAUUGUGUAAAUGUAAAUAAAAACAGAAUGCAAUGAUUUGUAAAUAAUUUUCAACUUAUAUUCAGUUGAAUAGAGUCCAAAGACAAGAUAUCUAAUGUUCAAACUGAUACAAUUUAAUGUUUCUGGUAAAUACUCACUCAUUCUGAAUUUGAUGCCUGCAACACGUUAAAAAAAAAGUUGGGACAGGGGCAACAAAAGGGGCAUCCUUGAAAGGCCCAGUUGUUCACAAGGAAGAAUGGUCACUUUUUGAAACUGUGUGGGCAAAUAGGCCAAUAGUUUAAGAACAAAGUUUCUCAAUGCACAAUUGCAGGAAUUUAUGGAUUUCACCAUCUACAAUCAAUAACAUCAUCAAAAGAUUCAGAAAAUAAGGAGAUAUCUCUGCGCAUUAGGGGCAAGGCUAAAAAUCAACAUUGAAUGCCCGUGACCUGUGACCCCUCAGGCUGCACUGCAUUAAAAACUAAUGUGAUUUUAUAAAGGAUAUAACUGCAUGGGCCCAGGAACAUUUUUGAAAACCAUUAUCGGUAAACACAGUCUGUCUCUGCAUCUACAAAUGCAAGUAAACAAACACACGCAAAGUGAACGCUACAUAUCAACAACAUCAAGAAACAACGGCAACUUCUCUGGACCUGAGCUCAUCUGAGGAGGACUGACACAAAGUGGAAAAGUGUGCUGUGGUCUGACAAGUCCAUCAUGGACGUCAUGUCCUCCAGGCCAAAGAGAAAAAAAGGACUAUCCAGACUAUGACCUGAACCAAGUUCAAAGCCAGCAACUGUGAUGAUAUGGAGGUGUAUUAGUGCCAUGAUGUCAUGGUUAACUUGCAUAUCUGUGAGGGCACCAUGAAUGCUGAAAGGAACAUACAGGUUUUGGAGCAACACAUGCUGCCACCCAGAUGACGUCUUUUUCAAGGACGUCCGUGCUUAUUCCAGCAAGACGAUGAGACACAUUCUGCACGUGUUCCAAUAGCAUGGCUUUAUAAUAAAUGAGUGCAGGUACUAGACUUACCUGCCUACAUACAAGAGAAACCACAAACUGUUGAGCAACUGAAGUCGUAUUUCAAGCAGAAUUGGAAGAAUUUCACUUUAAAAACUUUAACUGUUAGUGUCCUCAGUUCCUAAAUGAAUGUUGUUAAAGAAAAGGUGAUGUCACACUGUGCUAAACAUGCCCCUAUCCCAAUGUUUGAACUUUAAAUAUCUUGUCUUUCGAUUGUAUUCAAUUGAAUAUAGGUGAGAAAAGUCUUGCAAAUCAUUGCAUUCUGUUGUUAUUUACCUUUAUGCAACAUCUCAACAUCUUUUGGAAUUGGGAUUGUAAAUACUCUUUAACAUCAAGUUUAUUUUUCAUGAAUGAUAAUCACUAUGGAAGACUGUUCUCCAUAAUUACGUACAUACUUAAAUUUAAGAUCAAAAAACAACAACAACAAAAAAAACAAAAAGGCAAUGCCCAUCAAAGCUUUCUAUCUCUAAACAAAGAUCAGGGUUUGGUUUCUGUUAUGACCCUUCAGUGAAGAGUUCAGUGCUUGGCAAAAGGGAAUAUUAAUAUCAUGUAAAGUGGGAUUGUCUAGUCUGUAUAAAUAAGUGAUUUUAAUUCUUUUUAAAAGGAAACUUUGCAGAGUUUAGAAGGGAGCGCUGAAAACAGUUUUGUCUGGGGGAAUGACAUGUUUAUGAUGUCAUCAAGGUUAUUGUCACAGCUUUAAGACUACGAUGUAUGGGCCUGUGUUCUUUUUAACUCCAAGGUCCACUUACUAAUUUGUCUCUAACUUCCAUACUUGAAUGGUGGUGUGAGGUCAGAAAGACUUGGGCAAUGACCAGUCAGGGAGAGUUGCAUGAAAAGUUGCCAUUGGUAGCAUUGUGGGAUAUGCAGGAUCCAGUGAUUUGGGGACUAAAUGUCAAGAUAAGUUGACCUUUGCUGCAUCAGAUUUGAUAUUUUUUAAUUCUGUUUCUUAUGAAUCACCUUACUUUAUGAAAUUAAACAGUGAAAUGUGGAGUUUCCCUUUAAGACAUCCAUGAAGGAACCCUGGACUUAUCUUGCUGUUUUGUGUUAAUUCAUUAAUCAUGUAUUCACAACAUCAAGUCACAUAUAAGGCUUAUGCCUCCAAAGAUCAGCAGCUUUGCAUAUCCUCUGGUCAAUAAGCUACUGUAUUGGUGCUAAGUCAGAAGUAUAACAUCAUAAAAAACAGACUUGUGUCUAAUAUGCAAUGUUUAAUUCCAGAGAGUAAAAACUGAUUCUGAUAAUGACAUAAGAUACAAAUACUCUAUACUGUGUUGCAUCUAAUGUCAGUGUAAUGCCUUUAUUUUCAGGAUGUAAUGAAGCAGCAGCCUAUUUUUCAUAUCGUCAACAUUUAUACUGUAUGUUUUUUUGCAUAUUACCUUCACUCCUGUCCAGUAGUGUUCUAAUCAUAAAGUUUUAGUACAGUGGGUACGGGAAUGGAAACUUUCACACUGGUACAGUUAGUGCUUCUUCUGCCAUUGAAGUUCAUUCAUUUAAAACAAUUUUCAAACCAGCACAUGAUCCACACUGCUCUGCUUGUUGAAGAAAAUCCCAUGACAAUGUUGAUUUCAGCUGCUUUACGACAAGUUUGCCUUUCUGUUU
Messenger RNA from Epinephelus moara (kelp grouper), 6399 nucleotides. It is a transcript of the gene olfml2bb, whose product is annotated as olfactomedin-like 2Bb. The record is from RefSeq and is a predicted model, not a curated record. Lineage: Eukaryota; Metazoa; Chordata; Actinopteri; Perciformes; Serranidae. Bases 480 to 3194 code for a protein of 904 amino acids. Gene Ontology annotation, biological process: signal transduction. The transcript has 9 exons.